AUGAGAAAUUUUCAAUUUCCUUUUAGUGAUAUGGAAAUUAAAAACCAAAGUGAGAGAUAUGCUGCUGAACUGCAUACCAUAUUUUCCAAGAAUGAUGACAGACGGAAGAAACGCGAAGUACCAGACUAUUUGUGUGGUAACAUAAGUUACGAUAUUUUGCGAGAUCCUGUCAUCACUCCAAGUGGUAUUACUUAUGACCGCAAGGAUCUAGAAGAACACUUAAUGAAAGUUGGACAUUUUGAUCCAGUUUCACGCCAGCAUUUAACUGUUGAUCAGCUCAUUCCAAAUUUGGCUUUAAAAGAAGCAGUCGAAGCAUUUGUAAUGGAAAAUGAAUGGGUAAAUUACUAUUGCACUUUGUAAGCCAAGAUUAUUAAAAAUGUUAUUAAAUAAAGUAUACAUAAUUUUAUAAAUAUUUAAUUUUAAUAACUUCUUAACCUUUCAAAUAAUUAUCAAUAGUAAUUUCCUGUAUAAGAAUGUAUGUACUAUUUAUGGUUAUUAUUAUUCUAAUUAUAUUUUAAAUCAUAAAAAAAAAAAAAUUAAAAAAAUUGAUCGUUAUUUGUAGUCAUUUAUGAAUAAUUAAUAAUACGAUGUAGUAUCUUAAAAAAAUAAUGCACAUUAAUUAAAAUUAUUAUACCUUAUUUUUUGUGUGUAAAAAUAAAACAUUUGUUAAGUUUUACAUUAAAUUGCUUAUAAUAUGGAUAUGAAUUAUAUGAGGACCUGAUAGAAAUUGUACUAUUUCUAUUUAAAAUAUUUUUUUUGAAUAACAAUAAGUUGAACGUUUUAAAACUGAAUGUGGUUUUGUUUCAUCAUUAUUUUUGUAACAUGGUACAAAAAGUAAUGGGUAAUAAAAUGUAUGAUUCAAAUGUUUAAAUUAAUAUUUUAAAAUAUCUAUAUAUUUUAUAGAAUAGGUAAAAAAAUUUUGAAUUGUUUAAUAUUUUUAGACUACAUCAGAUUUAUUAUAUUUUUACACAUUUUUUUUUUUGUAAGUCAGUAUUUUAAAAUUAAAAUAUAUACUAUUAAUACAUUUUUUGUUCAACUGUAUAAUAUUCAAUCUAAGUAUUAAUAUUAUUACUUUAUUUUAUUGAUAUAUAAAUUGUAAGUUAAUUUGUAUUCGUUUGCUAUUAAGUAAACCAUUUAGAUUUUAAUAUAUGUUAGGUUUAAAGUACCUAUAUAAUAUUAUCUAUUGUAUCUACUUAUCAAUAUCAUAACAAGCACGAGCAAAUUGUAUGUUAAAUUUUCCAAAGGUCUUACUUCUUACAUUUUUUAUUGUACCCUCUAGUUCAAAAUGUGAUUUUUUUUUUUAUUAUUUUAUUAUUUUAGUCUAUUACGUACGUGUACAAUAGUAUUGGUUAUGUUAUUUCUGUCGUACAUAUUGUCUAUAUCUAGAUUUAAUCAAGAGCAUGGAUUAAAAAUUAUUUGUGAUAAUAUGAAAUAUGUUUAAGAUAUUUAUUUGCCUUUAUUUUUACUAACUUAACAGUUAAUCUUAUCUGUGUAAUAAUAAAUAAAACAUUUAUUAUGUUACAAAUACAAACAGCUUUAAACAUGUUAAA
Messenger RNA from Rhopalosiphum padi (bird cherry-oat aphid), 1550 nucleotides. Its product is annotated as E3 ubiquitin-protein ligase CHIP-like. The coding region runs from base 1 to 360 and encodes 119 amino acids. Gene Ontology annotation, biological process: protein polyubiquitination; protein quality control for misfolded or incompletely synthesized proteins; cellular response to misfolded protein. Gene Ontology annotation, molecular function: protein-folding chaperone binding; ubiquitin protein ligase activity. NCBI's taxonomy places the organism in Eukaryota, Metazoa, Arthropoda, Insecta, Hemiptera, Aphididae. The transcript is spliced from 4 exons. The record is from RefSeq and is a predicted model, not a curated record. Gene Ontology annotation, cellular component: cytoplasm.